Messenger RNA from Anolis sagrei ordinatus, 6394 nucleotides. It is a transcript of the gene PTPN1, whose product is annotated as protein tyrosine phosphatase non-receptor type 1. Gene Ontology annotation, molecular function: non-membrane spanning protein tyrosine phosphatase activity; protein kinase binding. Gene Ontology annotation, biological process: negative regulation of PERK-mediated unfolded protein response; negative regulation of ERK1 and ERK2 cascade; peptidyl-tyrosine dephosphorylation. Gene Ontology annotation, cellular component: early endosome; endoplasmic reticulum; cytoplasm. NCBI's taxonomy places the organism in Eukaryota, Metazoa, Chordata, Lepidosauria, Squamata, Anolidae. The record is from RefSeq and is a predicted model, not a curated record.
CCUCUUGCUGCUUCUCUCUCCGGGAGGCCGGGCUUCUCUCCUCCCCUUCCUCCUCCUCCGAGCCGCGUGCGUCGUUUCCCGUGGGCUGGGAAAAGCCAGAGAAGGAAGGAAGGAAGGGAAGGAAGAAGGGAAGCGGAGCCGAGGAGGAGAAGAAGAAGGAGGAGGAGGAGGAAGAGGAGGCGCCUCUCCAUGCAGAGCAGGCAAGCAGAGCCGCGGCUGGAAGAAGAGGAGGAGGAGGAAGAAGAAGAGGAGGAGGAGGAGGAAAAACCAGGGUCCGAAAGAGAAGAGGCAGGAGCAGAGAAGAAGAAGAAGGGGGCCGGCCAGGCCUGGCCCCCCAACAGCAUGGAGAUCGAGAAGGAGUUCCACCGGAUGGACGAGGCAGACAGCUGGGCCGCCAUCUACCAGGAUAUAAGACAUGAAGCCAGUGACUUUCCAUGCAAAGUGGCCAAACUUCCUAAAAACAAAAAUCGCAACAGGUACAGAGAUGUCAGCCCCUUUGACCACAGUCGAAUUAAGCUGCAGCAAGGUGAUAAUGACUACAUCAAUGCUAGUUUGAUAAAAAUGGAAGAGGCGAACAGAAGCUACAUACUCACGCAGGGUCCUCUGCCAAAUACUUGUGGUCACUUCUGGGAGAUGAUUUGGGAACAGAAAAGCCGUGGUGUUGUCAUGCUUAACAGAGUGAUGGAAAAGGGAUCAAUAAAAUGUGCACAGUACUGGCCACAAAAAGAGGAAAAAGAAAUGCUCUUUGAGGACACAAACUUCACAUUAACCUUGGUAUCAGAAGAUAUAAAAUCCUAUUAUACAGUACGACAAUUAGAAUUGGAAAACAUCACGACCCGGGAAACACGAGAGAUUCUGCACUUUCAUUAUACAACGUGGCCUGAUUUUGGAGUCCCUGAAUCUCCAGCUUCAUUCCUCAACUUCCUGUUCAAAGUGAGAGAGUCAGGGUCAUUAAGCCCUGAACAUGGACCCAUUGUAGUGCAUUGCAGUGCAGGAAUUGGAAGAUCGGGGACAUUCUGUCUGGUUGAUACUUGUCUCCUCCUGAUGGACAAAAGGCAAGAUCCUUCUUCUGUCGACAUCAAGCAGGUCCUUUUAGAAAUGAGAAAAUACCGAAUGGGGCUUAUCCAGACUGCAGACCAACUUCGUUUCUCUUACUUGGCUGUUAUAGAGGGAGCAAAAUUUAUUAUGGGAGACUCAUCUAUACAGGAGCAAUGGAAAGAGCUCUCCAAUGAAGACUUGGACCCACCGCCAGAACAUACUCCGCCACCACCAAGGCCACCCAAACGAACCUUAGAAAUGAAUAAUGGAAGGGUGCAUGACCACAUAGAGUUUUUCCCAGUGGUCGAGGACAAAAUCAUAUGCGCAGUCAGCACGCUGGAGGAGAAGGUCCCUGAUGGCAGGAUGUGCCCCCCUGAGCAACUCAACCUGGAGAGCACUAAUCAAGAAACUGAGCUUAGGAAGAGAACUGUUGACAAUUCACCGCACAGUGAAGAGAUCAUGAAGCCAGAAGAAGAGGACGAUGAAAACAUGAUGCCAACUUGGAAACCAUUUCUGGUCAACAUCUGCAUGUUUACCGUCCUGACAGCAGGGGCAUACCUCUGUUACAGGGUAUGUUUUCAUUGAUGGACAUGCCAAGGAUGACCAAAACACCAGUUACCAUCAUCGGUGUUUGUUUCGGUAAAAAGAAAGCUAAAGGCGGAGGGGCAGCUGAGCCUUGUCCCGGUGGAAGUGUAUCUUAAAAAUUGAGAAGCUGGAACUAUGGUUAGGGCUUAAAGAGAAAGUUGAUGCACUAGGGUUUAAUUUUGCAGCCCUAUGGUCCCAAGAACAUAAUAUUCUAAUCUCAGGGCCUUAAGAUAUUCAGGAGUAAGCAGAGAAUAUGCCAAAUAAGUCUUGUGUUACUUUCAUUAUUUUUCCUUAUUUUUUAAUGGAAUAAUAAGAGUUUACAACACAUUGUUGUUUUUUAGUCUUUUAAAGCCAGUUUCUGUUCUUUUGGUUGUUUUUCAGUAAAAAAAAAAACAUAAUUAGGCACAAGUGAAAAUUGCUUGUAUUCUCCAACAGUGUGGAAGAGAAUAAAUGAUUGGGUUCCUUCAAACACCACUAUACACCCCCACGUUACUCCAAUAGAAAAGAAUGUACAGCUCCUUUUGAAAAGGGAGACUCUUUACUGCAUGCCUUUUACAGACUGAGGGCUCAGUCUCUAAAGAACCACUUCUGUAUAACCUCUGUUACUCAAAUUGGCAAUUGCUCGGGAGAAGCAAUGAAUGAAUGGAGAUUAUAUAGUAGCAUCUUCCCCUCCCCCCCAAAAAAAAAACCAAAAACUUGGCUUACAUGAGUAUUUUUGGUAGUGCAAGUAAUAUGGGAUAUAUUUUUAUCUUUUUCAGAUGUAUUCUUGCUUUCAUUACAUGUUUGUUACAAUGGGUACCUGCUAUCGCUCAGGGCAUCCCAACAGGUCAACCAUUUUUUUUCCUUUUAUUUAGUUGAAAUGAACUGUAUUGCUUCCCAGCUCGCUCACCCACCACCUAUUUCAGGUCUUCUGUUGCACUCUGUUUGUGUUUGCAUGCCUAUUGCCAUACUCCAUGUCCUUUCCAAAAUAAUUUGCUGUUCUUUGGAAUGAGAAGAACAGAAAUGCAAUCGACAUUUGUCCACCAGCGUUUACAAAUCGCUUUAGAUGGUCGCUUGAGAAAAGGACCGGUUUCUAAGGUUCAUCAUUUGGAAUGUUAAAUCAGUUUCACUCCAGACUUACCAUGUCUGUGAAGACUGGGUCUUGUUUUCAAAACAGAAGCAGUUUGGAAAUAAUAAUGAUUACAGUGAGGAUAAUUUAACUCCUUAUUACACAGGGCCUUGGGAAUAGUUCUUUAUAAAUCUCAAGUAGCUAGUUUUUUGGAUUGUUUGUGUGUGUGUGUGUGUGUGUCAGGAGCAACUUGAGAAACUGCAAAUCGCUUCUGGUGUGAGAGAAUUGGCCGUCUGCAAGGAUGUUGCCUAGGGGACGCCCGGAUGCUUUGAUGUUUUACCAUCCUUGUGGGAGGCUUCUCUCAUGUCCCCGCAUGGGGAGCUGGAGCUGACAGAGGGAGCUCAUUGCGCUCUCCCCCCCAGAUUUGAACCUCCGACCUGUCGAUCUUCAAUCCUGCAGACAAAAGGGUUUAACCCAUUGCAUCACAGGGGGCUGGUGAGAGAGCAGCUUUCUUUGAAAGGAAAUUCCAAUAGGCCUGGCACGUCAGAUCAGCUAAUCUUUUGCAAGAGACAAACAACUAUGUUGGUGAUCCCUAGGAAGGACGGAGUUGGCUGUUAAAAAAAAAAGAAUAAAGAUUUUAAACUUGUCUUAAAAUAUUGCUGUUCAGUUUCUAGAUGUUAGGCUGCAAUCUCAGACUUAAAAUUAAGCUCCAUUGGACUCAUUGAGGUUUACUUCUGCAUUAGAUAUGCAUAGGAUUGUAUAAUAAAUAUAUGACCUUGGAAUAGCCAGGUAUAACUGAACAUAUCUUCUAAGAGCAGGAUUUUAAAAAAUGGCCAAUCCGGUGUUUUGUAUUAGUUUUAGUUAAGUGUUGACAUGACUAAGGUAGUAAACUGAUUUUUUCAGACCCCUCAUGUUAUGAGCAUGGUGCAAAGAACAGGACAAAUGUAUUCACUGAAGUUGUAACUUUUUCAAAGUAAAAGUAUGAGUACAGUGCAACUGAUGACUGUUUUGCAAAUUCUUGAAUUCCCCUUAUGUAGCACUUAAGUACCAUCUGCUUUUUUUUUAAAAAAGAUGAGAGUAAUAGACUUUUCGCUUUCUUUAUUUUUGUUCUCUACCACCCUCACAAACUUUAUGGCUUUUUUUACUUGAACCAGUGCGGUGUUGAUUAAGGGUCUUUAGGAAAGAGGAAGAGAUGAGGGAUUGAAUUGAAAAUAAUAAUAAAAGGCUACAUUUGCAUUAAGGGCUUUCUAAAAGUACAAUAAUAAAUCCUCAGGUAGUGCUUGGGAAAUCUUACACAAAGAAAAAAAGUUACCUGUGAGGUUGUUGCUCAGAUCAGAAUUUAAAAGGAGAAGAGUGGUUAAGUGGUCAAUAUUUAAUAGUAAUAUUGAAAAACAUGAACAAUAUUGGUAUGAGUAUAGAAAAUGGUAUAAUAUAUAAUGGCUCAUCUGUGUAUUUUACUAUACAGUAAGUGGUUGCUUUGUCCCCAUCACACUAUUGUAAUUCAGUAGGAUAUUGUUCAGAGCUCAUUUGUAUUCCCAUUUUUAUUCAAAUGCAUGUGCAAAGUCUCCUUUAAAAAAGAGUCCUGAUCAAAAUCCAUGCGCUUGAAAAGUUUAAAAGGAUUUUUAUAUUUCUGCUUUCUAAUGUGCCCAAAAUUAUAUUUGCAUGAUCUGAUUAUUUAAAUGGCUGUGGUUCCAAGGAUGUUGCUGGAGUGACUUCAUUCAGCCAAUAGAUUGGUAGCUCUGUGUGUGUGUGUGUGUUUAUGUGUCAGUGCACACAGACACACUCUCUCUUUCUCUUUUUUAUAACAGAAGCAGGUAACGUGUAUCUUGCCUAAUAUUUGGCAUGACUUUUUAUUCAGUUUUCUACAUACACCUUGUAAUCCAGUUGUAUACCACUCAUUUCAGCCAAGUAAGUAUAGUACAAACAUUCCAGAGUGUGUACAAAGCCAUAUUCACACCUCGCUCCUGUGCGCACACAGUAGCUUUCAGCAGCAAAUAAACUGAAGAAAAGAGUGCCUGGGUCCAUUGAGCUGCCUCUUGUGACUCCAAGGAAGCAGCUUUGUGCAAAAGGCCACCAGAACCAAAGUGAGAUUUAAAGUCUGUACUUCCUUGUUUGGUAGAGAACAAGGUAUUUAAAAAAUAAGAAUAGUAAUAAGGGAAGUUCUCCAAAAAAAAUUAACAAUAACUAAGUAAUAAAUGAAUUUUAUCCUUCCUAGGAGAAAUACAGGUAUACCUCAGUUAAUGAAGUAGAUAUGUUCUUGGGCAUUACUUCUUUAACAAAGAAAGAAAGGAAAACGAAAUGGAUGCCCGAAGUAGAAAUAACAUGGAAAGAAUAGGGAAUAGGUUCCUUCACCACAUAAAAAAUACAGUUCAAGAAAUCCAGAACUAACAUGUAUGUAUAAAAUGAAAAUACCAAGACAAGGUAGGCCUUAUACAUCCGAGAUCAGACGAGAUCGGGCGUGUUCAGGGUGGUAUGGCCAUAGGCUGGCCUUAUACGUAGAAGUAAGCAAAAGCAUUUCAAACCCUAUGGAAACGACUUGAAGGUUUCUUCCAAAAUGCAUCUAGGGAUAUCUUUUGUCUUUCACCAGCUUCCACUAUUCUUACAAUUUCCACUGAAGUGGCCAAAGUGAUUCUUUAACAUGCUGAGAGUAGCUGGCGAGGCAGGCUUGUGUGCUUUCUGCUCUUCUGUUUUUCUAUCCAUGGAUGCUGAUUUCCUUGCCUGUUGUAAACAGGUAGGAUCAACUAGAACUAAAUCCCAUUCCUUCCCCCUCAAACCUUGACGCAUUGUUUACUGCAGACACAGUGCUGCAUCUUAACACUGGAAGUCUGUGUUUCUUCUAUCCUCCUUUAUCCUCCCAGUGCUGAUACUUACUUUAAAACAUCCUCCAGCUAGACAGAGGACAAAGAAGGAGAUGGGGCUGGGGAAGCAUAGAAAGACUUUGUAAAAAGGGGGGUUCUUUGUCGGAGGCUUUGUUAAAUGAGGUAUGCCUGUAGAAGAGUUCAGAAUGUCUCUGUCGAAUCCGCCAGUGAUUGUACUAUACUUGCGUCCCUUUCGUAAAGAGAAUUAAAGUUCUUUGUUGCUAUAACUGCAGGGUACGGGGUCGGGGAAGAGAUCAGUUCUGGCUGCUGUGCCCAAUAGCCCACCCAGUGUCACUGUUUGCCUUUUACCUAUUUGAACUCAAGAAUGACUUAUACUGUAGUGAAAACAUACAGUAGGAUGCCCUUGUAAAGCCCAGUGAGGUGUGUAUAAGGCUUAUGAUGCUGAACUAUAAGCAUUUUGAUGUCCUGUAUAUGUAUGUAGUAGUUUUGGGUGUGUAUAUACAGUAGCGUUUUAAAAAGUGGAUGUACUGGUUAACCUAUUCUUGAGGUGGGGGGGAGGGAUGAAGACAAAAAAAUAUCCAUGUUUAAACUUGUUAGAAAGUUAGUGAGCUGCUCUGCUAUAUGCCUUAAGCAAAUAUUUACUCAUCAGGUCUUUCUUUUUUACAGAUUGCCAUAGAAAACUCUUUUGUAAAAAAAAAAAAAUAAGAAGAAAAAAAAUAAAAAACUUAAGAAAAAAAAGACACAAGCUAAAUGUUUUGGUAUAAUACAUUUUCAGGUAUAUUGUCUUUUGUGUAAGGCGCUGCAAUGACCUCACAGUUUCAGUAAAACUGUACAGUUUUUCAAUUUCCCAUACAGAUUUUCAGUUCUCAUUUUAGCUGCAACAAUAAAAUUCUUUUGUAAAGAA